UUUAUUCUCUAAUCUCUCUAUGGCAUCCCAUUCCAUUACUGCCUCCGCCUUCUCUCUCGGCUCUGGCUCUGGCUCUGGCUCUGGCUCUUCUCUUUGAUCUCUUCUUCUGAGCUUUUCAAUCGGCGCUCUCGCGGCAAUGGCGGAUAAACCCAGUCGAGCUCUAGUUAUUUUCGGUGAUGGGUUGGCUCGUUUCGUCGAUCAAUCUCACGCCCAUCUCCAUUCUCUCGCAUCGCUAGCUUCCUGUGGGUUUUUGUCACUUCCGAAUGCUCCUCCUUCAGAUUGCAGAGUGUGAGGAAAAGCGGAUGAUUAGAGAGCUUGCGCUUCUAUUCGAUGCAUGUGACUUGUACGUCAAUAAGAAUGGGGACAGUGGUGAAGGGAAUAGUCAGAGGAAGUCCAUAUCUGAAAGGUUCAUGGCAAUGAGAGCUGCAAUACUGACGAACAAUUCAAGUGCACAACAUUUUGGCUCUGAACUUGGUGCAUCUUUGUUGCGAUUGGAUGAGUUGAUGCAAACGAACCAUCUCGGGUUGCCACCAGUUGACUUUCUGGCCACUGAAUUGCUGAAGAAGCUUGGUUUUCAAGAUGGGAAGAUACAAGAUAGCAGUGAGUUCGAUUUAUUGUUUGUGCAUGUAGGAGUUGGUGACAAGGUUAAUGAUGAGAAAGACAAGACGACUUUGGAUGAAAUAAAAUAUGUUGAUGCUUUGGUUGGUGAUAUAUUGCAAAAGGCUCAGCCUGGAUCUGAAAUUGGUUCUCGUCUGCACUUGUCCCUUGUGAUGAGCUAUGGCAACAUCUUUAAGGAUGAUGACUGCAGCUUGUCUGUUUUGAAUACCAAAGAUGUGAAAAAUUCUGAUUUGUCAGUGCUAUUUCCUCGUCAAAGUUACACUAUGAAGGGGGAGAUCCAGCGGAAUGAUGUGCGGCAUCAUUCACCCAUGUUAGCUGCUCAGUGGCAAUAUGGCGUAACCCGCAAAGAUAAAGCAGAAACAUUUUCUUUCAAGGAGUUUAAAGAGCAAGGUAGCAACCUAGUAAUACCAGCAGAUAGAUUUAUACAUGAGGUAGCAUUUAAGCUUUGGAAGGCCCCCAAGUAUGGAGCUUGAGAUGGGCAUGGGCAACACUUCAAGACCAUUUCGAAAUAAGUCCCUCAAAAGCACAAGCUUUGAAAGAGGGAACACAUUGCCAAAAGCUCUUUAUGGAUUCCAAAUACUUUUGCUUAUAUUUUGAUUCUUGGGAAAGGAAAAUGCACGUCCUGUAAUUUGUCGUAGAUAAUGGCUUCUGUUUAUAACAACUGCAUUGUAGUGAAAACUCCAGUUUCAAUUUGGAAAUGUACUGCAAAUGAGUUUGCCUUUUAA
Molecule: messenger RNA, 1343 nt
Organism: Momordica charantia (bitter melon)
Lineage: Eukaryota; Viridiplantae; Streptophyta; Magnoliopsida; Cucurbitales; Cucurbitaceae
Product: rhomboid family protein
Source: RefSeq, a predicted model, not a curated record